Molecule: messenger RNA, 3792 nt
Organism: Endocarpon pusillum Z07020
Lineage: Eukaryota; Fungi; Ascomycota; Eurotiomycetes; Verrucariales; Verrucariaceae
Exons: 5
Coding region: 1-3792 (1263 amino acids)
Cellular component (GO): membrane
Molecular function (GO): ATP hydrolysis activity; ATP binding; ABC-type transporter activity
Source: RefSeq, a predicted model, not a curated record
AUGGCCUCAAGCCACUUGGCACACGGGGUCCACCCAGUCAGCCUCGACGUCGAGAAUCUCACUAUUACGUUCAUGCGCCCACGACCAAGGCUGUCAAUUUGGGCUCCGAAAGGAACUUCCGAACAACAACUAUCGAGUCACCGAAUUCUCGAUGAUCUUAACAUUCGUAUACCUCAUUGCAGCCUCACUGCAAUCCUAGGAGCCAGUGGUAGCGGCAAGACGUCCCUCUUGAACGCAAUGGCAGGAAGAUUUCGUGGAAAUGGCAUCGAAUCAUCUGGCCAGAUACUAUACAACAAGUCACUAAAGCCGUGUCGAUUUAGAAUGGCAUAUUUGGUGCAAACGGACGGUCUGCUUCCCUCCCUGACAGUGCGGGAGACUCUUUGGUACGCUGCGGGCCUCCGAGCCGCGUACGUUAAGUCCAGCCAAGAGCACAUGGAGCUCGUGGACUCUGUUAUCCAGGAACUAAACCUUGAAGGCUGCGCUGACACCGUCAUUGGCGAUGAUAGACGGGGUUGCUCAGGCGGCGAGAAAAGAAGGGUCAGCCUGGGGGUACAGCUGCUCGCCAACCCGUCGGUGCUCUUCUGUGAUGAGGCCACCACUGGUCUGGACGCAACAAAUGCAUACGGACUCACGCAAGCUUUGAAACGACUUACCUCCAAAGGUCGAACUAUCGUUGGAACCUUUCAUCAGCCUCGGUCGGAAAUCUGGAGUCUGUUUGAUCGGGUUGUCAUUCUAGCACAGGGGUCUCUGAUAUACUCAGGGCCUAUGGACGAAUGCGUUGGCUAUUUUACAAGGCUCGGUCAUCCUUUGCCGUCGCUGGUCAAUCCAGCUGAAUUUGUGAUUGACCUUGCGGCCAUCGAUUCUAGGACCCAUCAGCUCCAUCGUGCUACGAACGCGAGAGUAGAGACGCUAAAAGGUGCUUGGAAGUUAGACAGAGUCGCUGACACCAGUAAGGUUUGGGAAGCCUCCAUCACAUCGAAUGACAUCAAGAUUCUUCCUCAAGAGGAUACCGUAUCGCGCUUCGUGAGGGAAGUCAAAUUUCAAACAGCGAGAACAUUUAAGACGACACUUCGCGAUAGGAUGGGACUACUGGGAAUCGCAAUCGAGGUUCUAGUCAUAUCUCUCAUCACUGGAUGGAUUUUCAUCAAUCUUGAUGAAAGUCUCUCAGGAAUCAGAAGCCGAGAAGGUGGCCUCUACGCCGCCCCCGGUUUUCAAGGUUACAUUAUCCUCGUUUUCGAGGUAUUCAGAUUGUCAGAUGAGAUCAAACUCUUCGAUCGGGAAAGAGAGGAUGGGGUGGUCGGCGUAUGGUCAUUUCUUCUGAGCCGGAGACUCGCAAAACUUUUUCUGGAAGACCUACCGGUGCCAUUGAUCUUCUCAGUCAUAUACUAUUUCAUGGCUGGCUUUCGUCGAGAAGCCGCUCAAUUCUUUGUUUUCUUCGUCAUAAUGGUGCUUGGUCAGUACCUAGCUGUCACUUUCGCAAUGCUUUGUGUUUGUAUCUCGCGCGAGGUAGCCACCUCAUCUCUUCUGGCCAAUACGAACUACACUCUUCAGACAAUGUGCAGUGGUUUCAUCAUACAAUCUAAUCAGAUUCCUAUGUAUGUUCGCUGGCUGAAGUAUGUAGCCUACGCAUGGUUCACAAACGGAGCUCUGUACACUAACGAGUUCCUCGCACACACUGAUAAUCCAUAUGGCCGAUUCUACGACUGUCCUUAUCCUGGAGGGGCAGAGAAUUCACAAUGCCGCCCCUAUACAGGGCUAUUCAUCAUGGACAGUCUAGGUUUUCCAACAGAAUCCUGGCUUUGGCGGCCAAUACUGAUCCUUGUUGGCUUUACAUUGGCAUUUAAUUUUGGGGCUGCUGUUGCAUUGCAUCUUGUAAGACCGGGCGUGAGUGGCCUCAUUCGAGAGCCUCUAUCAAAAGAUGAGUCGAAGGUGAUCAAUACUGCUUCCAAUGCUGCUUCCAAUGCUGCUACGAAGUCUUCUCGCCCAAUAGGUAUCACAUUGCAGGACUUCAAUUUGAGCAUCUACAAGCGAAGGACACCUUUCACCAAACCUAGUCGUAUUCCAAUCCUCAAGAAUGUCAAUUCAACCUUCGAUGCCGGAGUUUUGAACGUAAUACUCGGGCCAUCCGGGAGUGGAAAGACGUCCCUUUUGAACACCAUGGCACAGCGGCUCCCGGACGGGCUUAUGCAGUACCACGUCGCUGGUGGGAGGAUGGUCCUCGGUGGAAGUAUUGCUUCUAAAGAACUCAUUACUUCCUUGACUUCCUACGUUUGCCAGGACGAUAAUGCACUAUUACCAAGUCUCACAGUGCGCGAGACACUACGUUUUGCUGCCCUCCUGCGUCUACCAACUUGGAUGUCGAUCGAUGACAAGAUCCAGCGCUCGGAAGAUGUCCUGCGCAAGCUUGGUUUGACAGAGUGCGCCGACACGCGUAUUGGCAACGCCAUCAUCAAAGGAAUAUCGGGAGGCGAAAAGCGCAGGUGCACAAUAGCUGUUCAAAUCCUCACAGAUCCAAAGAUCUUAUUCCUCGAUGAGCCGACCUCAGGUCUAGAUGCCUACACUGCGACAUCGAUCAUCGAAGUUCUCGAAGAGUUGGCCAAGGAGGGUCGUACCAUAGUCUUAACCAUCCAUCAAGCAAGUUUCAAACUCUUCGAACAUUUCAGCACGAUUCUCCUUCUGGCUCGUGGCGGGCACCAGAUUUAUGGAGGAAACAGGAAGGACAUACUUCCUUAUCUGUCGAAGUUAGGAUACGAAUGUCCCAGCGCCACUAACCCAGCAGACUAUGUUAUAGAUACGGUUGCCGAUCGCUGCGACGCAGAUGGAGAGAUACGGCUUCAACGCCUUAUUGCGCAGUGGACGAACAGGGAAGCAGCUCAGGAUUCUAUACCAGGCCAAUCAGCUGCUGCAAUGACGCCCGCCGAACUAGGUUCUCUCAAACGGUCUAUGGCGCCGCUUUAUAUAUCUUUGCCGCUUAUUCUGAAACGCAGCAUGAUCAAUCUGCAGCGCGAUAUUCAGGCUGUGCUUGCCCGGACAACUCAGGUUAUCGCGUUCAGCGUGAUAAUCACUCUCUUCUUUGCGCCUUUGAAGACGGACUACAACAGUAUACAGUCACGAAUGGGUCUCAUUCAGGAGGUCAUUGGUGUCUACUUCAUUGGGAUGCUUCAGAACCUCGCCAUAUACCCUACCGAGAUGAUGGUCUUCAACCGCGAAUGCGAAGAUUUGGUCUACUCACCCGAAGCCUUUCUCCUAGAGUACACCAUCCUCGAGAUCCCAUUCGAAAUCAGCAUCAGCCUGUUAUUUGCUUUACUCGCUGGCCUCGCCACUGGUUUCGCCCGAUCAGUCCAGGUGUUCUUCGUCGUAGCAUACAACUGCUUCUGCAUCGUCAACUGCGGCGAGUCUGUUGCGAUUAUCUUCAACACCCUCUUUGAGCACACGGCCUUUGCUGUUAAUGUGACCUCAGCCCUACUAUCGAUCGCGCUUCUCCUGGCUGGCAUCGUUAGUAUCCACCUGUCCCCGUUUCUUGAUUGGAUGAAUUAUCUCUCCCCUGGAAAGUGGGCGGUGGGAAACCUCGCGCCCUAUCAUCUUCGAGGCCUCAGAUUGGACUGUGAUGAAAAUCAGCGCUUGGACAACGGCGUGUGUCCACUUGAGACGGGCGAGGACGUACUAAGGCUGUAUGGGCUCGACUAUGAUCCGGAAUUGUAUCUGCUGGCCCUGGGUGUUUGCAUGAUUGUUUAUAGACUAGUGGCGUAUCUUGUUUUGAAGUUGAAGAAGGCCGAAUUUCUGAAAGGAUAA